Danio aesculapii is the source of this 2030-nucleotide messenger RNA. It is a transcript of the gene itln1, whose product is annotated as intelectin 1. The transcript has 8 exons. NCBI's taxonomy places the organism in Eukaryota, Metazoa, Chordata, Actinopteri, Cypriniformes, Danionidae. Gene Ontology annotation, molecular function: oligosaccharide binding. The coding region runs from base 98 to 1030 and encodes 310 amino acids. The record is from RefSeq and is a predicted model, not a curated record.
UGAAGAUGAAUCCGCUCACCACAUAUAAGCAUUUGCAAACACUCCACACCUCAUUUGACAUUCAUCUGAUCUCCGCCUAAGUAUUUACCAUUUUACGAUGCAGUCAGCUGGUUUUCUUCUGUUGUGCGUGCCACUCAUUAGUCUACUCUGUGAAUCGAUAAUGUCACUGCCUACAGGUAAAACCCCUACACAAGAAUUCCCAGAGUCAGUCACUGCGAGAAGCUGCAGAGAACUUUUGAAGAAAUACGGACAGAAAAAAGACGGCUUGUACUAUUUGCGCUCUAAAGACAAUGAGGUUUACCAAACAUACUGCGACAUGAGCACAAGUGGUGGAGGCUGGACGCUGGUGGCCAGUGUGCAUGAGAACAACAUCCAUGGCUCGUGCACUGUUGGUGACCGCUGGACAAGUCAGCAAGGCAGCAGUUCAUAUCAUCCUGCGGGAGACGAAUCAUGGUCUAACAAAGUCCUGUUUGGAACAGCAGAAGCUGCAACAAAUGACGACUACAAGAACCCCGGAUAUUAUGACAUCAAAGGAAAAGACAUUGCUGUGUGGCAUGUUCACAAUGAUAACGAACUUGAGUUCUGGAAAGUUGCUUCGGUUUUGCGCUACCACACUAAUAGCAACUUUCUGACACCUUUCGGAGGAAACCUUUACCACUUUUUCAAGAAAUACCAUUUACAAUAUGGCGUAGGUACAUGCAAUGAUCGAGGAAUAUCUGUUCCUAUUGUUUAUGACAUCGGCAGCGAUAUGAGGAUUAAAGAACUGUAUGGAGAAUCUGUUAGAAGUGAUUUUGACACUGGAUAUGUGACGUUCAGAGUUUUCAACAAUUACCAAGAAUCAUAUGCAAUGUGUUCUGGGGUCAGACCAAAAGGAUGUUAUGCAGAAUAUUAUUGCAUUGGUGGUGGUGGCUACUUUCCAAACACAUUCUGUAGUGAUUUUGCCUACUUGGGUGCGAAUAAUGGUGCCACAAAUGGAUACGGUGCAUCUAAAGAGAUCAUAAAUGCGGCUGUAUUUAUUUUCUACCGCUAAAAUGCAUAAAAAAGGCGGGAAAUGUCAUGAAAUACAGCAACAACUGUAUUUCUUCUUGCAACAUAAUCAGAAUUCAGCAUUUAUAGACACACACACACACACACACACACACACACACACACACGCAUAUACACAGCUUAAUUUUUUCUUCAAUGCGGUGGUUUUGUGCAUUACCCCGCUGCUGUGAAAAUCACCUUAAAGGAUUAAGCAAGUACAUAAGAUCAAAAAACGAUCCUUUUAGAAAAAAGUAUUGAUAAAAUGCAACUAAUAAAGUGUGAUUUGCAUCAUCUCACUUAAUGCAGUUCUUCUUUCGCUGCAUAUCUCACUUUAUGUAAUUCUUCUUUUGCUUUAAGAAUUUUCAAUGAUAAUAAACACUCACCGGCCACUUUAUUAGGUACACCUUUUAGUAUCGCGUUGGACCCACUUUUGCCUUCAGAACUGCCUUAAUCCUUCGUGGCAUAGAUUUAACAAGGUACCGGAACCGUUCCUUAGAGGUUUUGAUCCAUAUUGACGUGAUAGCAUCAUGCAGUUGCUGCAGAUUUUGUCCAAUUUUGGUGAGCCUGUGUGAAUUGUAGUCUCAGUUUCCUGUUCUUAGCUGACAGGAGUUGCACCCGGUGUGGUCUUUUGCUGCUGUAGCUCAUCUGCCUCAAGGUUGGUUGUGUUGUGCAUUCAGAGAUGCUCUUCUGCAUACCUCGGUUGUAACGAAUUAUGUCUAUAUGCCUAAACGCAUUGAGUUGGUCAAGUGUACCUAAUAAAGUGGCCGGUAAAUGUUUUUGGUUAAUUAAUGAGAAAAUAAAUGAAUAAAAAAAGCAACAUUCUUGAAAGAAUAAGUCUUUGAGAUUUAAGCAUUUAUAAUUAUUUAAUGUUCAGGCACAAAAAAGCCAAUAAGCGUGAUUAUACUUUUAUUCUUUUGCUUAAACAACUGCAGCGUGUGAAGUACAUGAUACACGAUGAUGGUUUCACAUGUUCUCUUUUUUUUCCAAUAAAGGCUCCAAUAAAC